CAGGCAGCCAACUGCCGCAGCACUCUACAGGUACCAACAAGUCUCUGCGCAGGUUUUUCCAAUCAGUGGUGGAGAUGGCAUUUGUCCCCGAUUUGGACAUGCUGGAGAGCAGAAGCCUGAACGAGGAGACAUUUUAUGACCCUGACUGCCUCUGCCCACAGAAGGUAACACUGGGGUGGUGGGAAAGGGGAGAUACCCAUGAUGAGGAAGCCAGGAUCUUACCCCACAUCCCCUUUCCUCCCCAGAAACCCCGCCUGGACACAGAGGUGAUGCCACCCAGGGUGGGCAUCCGGGUGACAGUGACCAAGGGACACCCUGCCAGGAGCUUUCGCCGGGCCGCCGUCCUUGUGGUGGCCAUGACCAAGCUUCUGAAGCAGCCAACGUACAAGGACUUUGCUGACAGUGACCUUGGGGGCUUCCUGGAUGAUAUUUUCGAGCCUGUCUCCUUCCAGUGGAUUGAGGGCAGCUAUGCCAGGGCACCCAUCUUCCGCUACACCCGCUCCCAGUCCUUUGACAUUCUUGACAUCGACCACAAGUGCUUUGUGCUGGAGUCACCCACCCAGCUGGUGGCCCUGCACCUGCAAGGACCUGCCACUGGGCGAAAAGUAAAGCUCAACAUCGCUCUGUACCGUCCCAAGUCAUCGCAGGGCGGCCCAGGGACCGGGCGGGUGCCAGUGGCAUUGGGCAUCAAGGGCUUCCAACUCUACAUGUCAUGCGUGAUGAGUGGCACUGAGCCUGUGCUGCAGCUGGAGGAAGCCGACAUCAGGAGGGACAUUGAGAGCGUGGAGCUGACCCGCUUCAUCUUCUACCGCUUGGACAGCCCGGCCGAGGGGACCACCCGCUUCGAGUCAGCCGCCUUUCCUGGCUGGUUCAUCUGCACCUCCCUGCAGCCCCGCCAGCCCGUCGGGAUCACCAACCAGCCCGACCAGGUCAACAUCGCCACCUACGAGCUGAGCGGGCGCUGAGGAGCUCCCGCACCCAACCCAACCCAACCCAACUGGCAGUUGCUGGUUUUCAGGUUGUAUGUACCGAGUACAAACUCCUCAGCUGGGAUCCCUGUUUGCUCCAUCUAUUUCAUGUGAAAUAGCAGCUCUGGGCCCUGUGGGCCCGAGUCAUCCCAGUUUAUACUUAUUUAUUGUGUCUAUCCCUUGCUUUUAAUUUAUGUAUAUUUUAUUGGAAAUAUUGUAGUUUUGUUAUUGAG
Molecule: messenger RNA, 1201 nt
Organism: Tyto alba (common barn owl)
Lineage: Eukaryota; Metazoa; Chordata; Aves; Strigiformes; Tytonidae
Gene: IL1B
Product: interleukin 1 beta
Exons: 5
Coding region: 75-965 (296 amino acids)
Biological process (GO): positive regulation of gene expression; inflammatory response to antigenic stimulus; cytokine-mediated signaling pathway
Molecular function (GO): cytokine activity; interleukin-1 receptor binding
Source: RefSeq, a predicted model, not a curated record